This is a messenger RNA of Bactrocera latifrons, 2711 nucleotides long. Its product is annotated as neuropeptide CCHamide-1 receptor. The transcript has 8 exons. Gene Ontology annotation, cellular component: membrane. NCBI's taxonomy places the organism in Eukaryota, Metazoa, Arthropoda, Insecta, Diptera, Tephritidae. Gene Ontology annotation, biological process: G protein-coupled receptor signaling pathway. The coding region runs from base 85 to 1866 and encodes 593 amino acids. Gene Ontology annotation, molecular function: G protein-coupled peptide receptor activity. The record is from RefSeq and is a predicted model, not a curated record.
ACAGUUGGAGGCGGAAUAAAGCAAAACGCGUAUAAACAAAGAAAACAAAAAUAGAAAUUAAACCGCUAAACCAACAACAGCACAAUGCAAAAUUUACUAUUUUAUGGCGCUGCGAGUGCCGCCAUAGCAGUGGCCAGUCUGACACACAGCGGCGUGGCGAGCUUUAGCCACGACUCGAACGUUAUAUGGAAUAAUAACAACAACAAUUCCCUACAGCAGACGCUAAUGGCAGAAACAAAAACAAGUUACAGCGCUGCCACCACAAAUAACACAUUGUCAUUGUGGGAAUUGACAACGCGCGCUACAACUGCGGCUACAGCGAUAGCGGACAUUGGCAGCGGCAGCACCAGCAACUUGAUGCGCAGCAGUUUGGUGGAUGAGGGCGGUGGGUAUGGCGACGGAAAUCGGGUUAGCGGCGAUGGUGGAGUCAUCGCGUAUGUUGACAGCUUAAUGCAAGCCUUAAGCACUAGCGCUAGCUUUAUAUAUAACAACAACAAUAACAAUAGCAGCAGCAACGGCAACAUUAGUAGCAGCGGCAACGUUACAGCGGUCAACGAAACGCCAUAUGUACCGUAUGUCAUGCGACCGGAAACAUACAUUGUGCCCGUGCUAUUUGCGCUUAUCUUCAUUGUGGGCGUGCUGGGCAAUGGCACACUGAUUGUGGUCUUCCUCGGCGUACGACAGAUGCGCAAUGUGCCGAAUACCUACAUACUAUCAUUGGCAAUUGCCGAUCUGCUGCUCAUCCUCACCACUGUGCCGUUAACAUCCACUGUCUACACGGUGGACUCGUGGCCAUGGGGCAGCUUUCUUUGCACAUUGUCGGAAUUUAUUAAAGAUGUGUCGAUUGGCGUUUCCGUUUUCACACUUACUGCACUCUCCGGAGACCGGUACUUUGCCAUAGUGGACCCAUUAAGAAAAUUCCAUGCGCACGGCGGCGGCAAACGUGCCACACGCAUGACCAUCGCUAUUGCCGUGUCCAUUUGGCUGUUGGCGAUACUCUGCGCCAUGCCCGCGCUCAUCGGCACCAAUGUGAAGCAACUGGAAAUCAAUAGCAACAAAUCAUUCGCUCUGUGCUACCCCUUUCCGCAGGAGUGGGGUGUUGAGUACGCCAAAACGAUGGUCUUAAUGCGCUUUUUAGUCUACUACGCCAUUCCAUUGUGUAUAAUCGGCGCCUUUUAUGUGUUGAUCGCGCGGCAUUUGAUGUACGCGGCUAGCGUGCCGGGUGAAAUGCAGGGCGCCAUGCGACAGGUGCGUGCUCGUCGAAAGGUAGCCGUAACGGUACUAGCAUUUGUGGUCAUAUUCGGAAUUUGCUUUAUGCCCUAUCACAUCUUCAUGCUUUGGUUCUAUUACUGGCCGACCGCACAGGAUGACUACAACUCCUUCUGGCAUGUUUUACGCAUCGUCGGUUUCUGCUUAUCCUUUGCCAACAGCUGCGCCAAUCCGGUGGCUUUGUAUUUUGUUAGCGGCGCCUUCCGCAAACAUUUCAAUAGAUACUUGUUUUGUCAAGGGUCCGGCGUGCGCCUCAAAAAACGACACCCACACAACGAUACGCUCUGCAUGCAUCGGGACGCAUCGCUCACUAGCACCGCAUCGAAGCGCUACUAUUCAUCGACGCGACGCUCUMCAUGCCAUCAUCACAGCACCGURCGUAGUCGCUUACAAGAGACCACCAUCACCAUUAUGGCGAAUGGCAGUCAAAAUGGGGGACCGCUCACUGAUGUCUCCGAUGUUGCUUUGGCCAGUGAAUUUUGCGAUCACACAGCGCAUUACCAACACCAACAACAACAACAACAACAACAAAUACAACCGUUGCAACAGUCUUCACAACAGCAACAACAAUAUCAACGUCAGUUGUCAUUUAUGUGAGGUAGCCAGUGGGAGGGUGGCUACCAGUCGCCAAAAGCAGCAACUACAAAAACAACARCAUUCAUUCCUACGCAUACAGAUGAAGAAUUUGUAACAGCAAGCACAACCACAAUAACAGCAGCUGCAACAGCAACAUUAACAAAAACAAGUGCUGCAACGCUGACAAGGUCAACGCGGGCGGAAAGUUCGAGUAUCGAGAUGCGCGAUUUAACUGCGUUGAAAGAGAAUUUCCACAAAAAAGCAAAAAAUGCAAAUCAACAACAAGUGCGGCAACAAACACAACAGCAGCAACARCCAGAACGGCAGCAACAAGMCGAGACACAGCACAAUGACAAACGGCACAUACAAUUUCACAUUGUUGACUGUGCACAAAUUUAAAUGGCCGGAACACCAACAAGUAUAUGUAAAAUAAGAYUAGCGUUUACAGCGUUGAAAGAUGAGGAAACGAAUUUAAAAACGGAAAAAUGCAGGCAACAGUUUUUAAAUUUGAUUUUAUGCAAAUUGUAUAUAGUUAAAUAUAUAUGCUUAUAUACAGGUACAGUUAAGUAAAAAAUCGUAUAUUUCUUGACAACAACGRUCAAAUUAAAAUUUAGCUUAAAAUUAGCGCCUAAAGGAUUUUUAAUAAAAUUUAUUGACUUGGUGGUAUAGUAUUAUUAUGUAAGCUUCUAACAAUUAUAUAAGUGAUUGGUAUAAGUGAAGCGAAGUUGAUUUUUGCAGAGCAUUUAAUUUCCUACAGAUAUAAGAGACGAGAUUUUUUUUUUUUUUCAAUCGUUACUAAUGGGUUAUAAAUUUUUAUUUUCCAACAUUGAAGAAAAGAUAUAAAACAAAAAAACGGGACAAUUUCA